CCCCAAUCUCCUGGUGGUCCUUACUCGAAAGCAUACGGUACAGCCAGAGAUGAGGAUGCUUGUAUUUCCAUUAAAUGACAUGAAACAGCAUGGCACUCGGUAGUUUCUUGGGUAUUUCACGGUUGAACUUUCAUUCGAGGCUUCGUUGCAGCAAAUGGCUAGGAAUCAUAUGGCUCUGCAGAGUGAUAUUUCUCUUCGUCCUCACCUUCGAAUAACGAAAUGAGCCUUGUGUGCGUCUCUUCACUUCGUGUGCACCCACUGCGAAUCUCUUGGCUUGGCGUUAUUAGAGUGCUUCUGUCUCUGAAAGAUAAUUGUCGUCGCAUGAUGUACUACUUGUAGCUACACAUGGAUACAAUUCACUCGCAUAAAAAGAAAGUGAUUGUCACUUCAUGUCUCCGGCUCUGUUGGGUCUUUUUAUCUGUGUCGUCUUCAUCAUGCGGUUGCAAGUUGCAGCUUUCGCCCUCUUGGCUACUUUGGCCUUAGUUCAGUCGGCGCCUAUCACCCAUGACGAGAUCGAAGCGAAGUCUGCUCAAGGAUAUCGCCUUCUCAGUAUCGUAGAUGGGGAAGACCCUGUAUGGAAGACCGAGGAUGAGAAGUUGCAGCUCAUGCGCGAAGAGGUGCAAUUCUUCGAUGUGACCGAUGUCUUUGAGCUCGAGCAGAAGCUGGCCGCCAAGGAGAAGAAGGUCACGGUGGGUAAAGCAGCUUUUCCCACUCCGUCGAAACAGUCGGAGGUAACACCUAUUCUGAAUACGCUCUCCAUCUCCAACAUGGAGAGCUAUCUCGCGAGUUUGACCGCUUUCAACAACCGUUACUACACGUCCAGCACCGGGUUACAGGCGAGCAAUUGGAUUCUGAAUACCGUUUCUGAUAUUGCCACCGACCGUGACGACGUUACUGUGUCAAAGUUUUCACAUCGGUUCCAGCAAUUUAGCAUCAUCGCCAAAAUCCCCGGCUCUGAAGCUUCAACCCCGGUUACUAUCCUAGGUUCACACAUGGACUCAAUUAACCUUAACAGUCCCUCUUCCUGUCGUGCACCCGGCGCUGAUGACGACGGAACUGGUUCCGUUAACCUCAUUGAAGCAUUCCGGACCCUCAUUGCUGCCGAUUUCAAACCGUCGACCCCAGUUGAAUUUCACUGGUACGCUGCUGAGGAAGUCGGACUUCUUGGGUCGCAAGAUAUCGCCGAUAAUUAUGCUGAUGACAACAUUGAUGUUCUUGCAUUCAUGGAAUUGGAUAUGUCGGGCUAUUUUGAACCGGGGACUAAAGAAGUCAUGGCAAUUCAGGCCGAUUACAUCGAUGAUGAUUUGAAUGACUUCCUGGGGAAAAUAAUUGACACCUACGCGUCUAUCCCAUGGACGAUGGAUAUCGCCUGUGGGUACGCAUGCUCUGAUCAUGCUUCUUGGUACAAAGCAGGUUACCCCUCGACCUUCCCAUACGAGGCAGUCACAGGUAAUGACAACCCUCGAAUUCACAGCUCCAGUGACACCACUAGCGUCACCGGCUUUUCUUGGACACACUCCUUGGAGUUUGCGAAAGUUGCCGUUGCAUUUGUUUAUGAAUUAGCUGCUUGAUUACGACGAGUAAACGAAGAACGCAUUUAUAGUUGAUUUA
This is a messenger RNA of Desarmillaria tabescens, 1611 nucleotides long. RefSeq names its product Zn-dependent exopeptidase. Gene Ontology annotation, molecular function: metalloexopeptidase activity. The coding region runs from base 390 to 1571 and encodes 393 amino acids. Lineage: Eukaryota; Fungi; Basidiomycota; Agaricomycetes; Agaricales; Physalacriaceae. The transcript is spliced from 6 exons. The record is from RefSeq and is a predicted model, not a curated record. Gene Ontology annotation, biological process: proteolysis.